UUCUUUGCAGCGCUAACUACCUAAACUAGAGUUCGCUUCGACUUUGGCUAGGCAAUCCCGCCGAGGUAUUGAGGACUCGAAACGCCGGUUCGAUAUCACAGACGUGCCCUGUACGCAAUCCUAACAACAAGUUAUCACCUCCUCAACUUCACCUAAAGAUGUCGAAAAUCGGUAUUAACGGAUUCGGUCGUAUCGGCCGCUUGGUGCUUCGCGCUUGCAUCGAAAAGGGAGCUACGGUUGUUGCUGUCAAUGAUCCCUUCAUUACUCUUGACUACAUGGUGUACAUGUUCAAGUAUGACUCUACCCAUGGCCGCUUCAAGGGAGAAGUGAAGGAAGAAGGUGGCAAGCUUGUUGUCAAUGGACAUCACAUUCAGGUCUUCAGCGAGCGUGACCCCAAGAACAUUCCAUGGGGAGCUUCUGGAGCUGAAUAUGUUGUUGAAUCCACUGGUGUUUUCACCACUUUGGACAAGGCCCAGGCUCACAUUGAUGGAGGAGCAAAGAAAGUUAUCAUCUCUGCCCCAUCUGCUGAUGCCCCCAUGUUUGUUGUUGGAGUCAACCUUGAAGCAUAUGAUCCUUCCAUGAAGAUUGUUUCCAAUGCUUCUUGCACCACCAACUGCCUGGCUCCUCUGGCUAAAGUUAUCAAUGACAACUUUGGUAUCAUUGAAGGCUUGAUGACCACUGUCCAUGCCAUCACUGCAACCCAGAAAACCGUCGAUGGACCUUCUGGAAAGUUGUGGCGUGAUGGCCGUGGUGCUGCCCAGAACAUUAUUCCUGCCUCUACUGGUGCUGCCAAGGCCGUAGGUAAAGUCAUUCCUGAACUGAACGGAAAAUUGACCGGUAUGGCUUUCCGCGUACCCGUCCACGAUGUCUCCGUUGUUGAUCUGACCUGCCGCCUGUCCAAGGAAGCCAGCUACGACGAAAUCAAGGCUGUCGUUAAAGCAGCAGCUGAAGGCCCGAUGAAGGGUAUUUUGGGCUACUGCGAUGAGGAGGUCGUCUCCACAGACUUCAUUGGUGACAACCACUCUUCCAUCUUCGAUGCUGCUGCAGGCAUUGCUCUCAACAAAACUUUCGUCAAGCUGAUUUCAUGGUACGACAACGAAUUUGGUUAUUCGUGCCGUGUCGUCGAUUUGAUCAAGUACAUGCAAUCCAAGGAUUAAAUCAAUAAAGCUGCAUUGUGGGAUGAGUCACUGGCAUACGUCUUACAGCAGAAUAAUCCGUUACUUAUUCUGUUAAUGUUGUCUAAUUAUCUAUCCCUCAUUCUUGCUACCGCACUGGCUACAACGAUUGAUGUUUGUUGUUGGUCGUCCUUUCUGUAGUCUGAAAUCCCAAUCUUAGAUGUCUGUUACAUUGGCUACAGGAAUAUAAACGUUUGUCACAAAAUUUA
Messenger RNA from Daphnia pulex (common water flea), 1384 nucleotides. RefSeq names its product glyceraldehyde-3-phosphate dehydrogenase 2-like. The transcript is spliced from 5 exons. Bases 159 to 1157 code for a protein of 332 amino acids. Gene Ontology annotation, molecular function: oxidoreductase activity, acting on the aldehyde or oxo group of donors, NAD or NADP as acceptor; NADP binding; NAD binding. Gene Ontology annotation, biological process: glucose metabolic process. NCBI's taxonomy places the organism in Eukaryota, Metazoa, Arthropoda, Branchiopoda, Diplostraca, Daphniidae. The record is from RefSeq and is a predicted model, not a curated record.